Messenger RNA from Sphaerulina musiva SO2202, 4526 nucleotides. RefSeq lists its product as uncharacterized. Gene Ontology annotation, cellular component: mitochondrion; cell cortex. NCBI's taxonomy places the organism in Eukaryota, Fungi, Ascomycota, Dothideomycetes, Mycosphaerellales, Mycosphaerellaceae. The transcript is spliced from 3 exons. The record is from RefSeq and is a predicted model, not a curated record. Gene Ontology annotation, molecular function: phospholipid binding; tubulin binding. The coding region runs from base 308 to 4360 and encodes 1350 amino acids. Gene Ontology annotation, biological process: maintenance of protein location in cell cortex; establishment of mitochondrion localization; microtubule cytoskeleton organization.
CCCUACCGUGCGUGCGCCUCGUGCUACAACACGAGCUACAUUACUGCGUCGAAUCGCGGUGAACAUCCCCAUUGGAGAGGUCUUGGUAAUCAUGAUCGAUUGUGCCGAGCUGUGAGGGAGGUCAUGGUAUACAUUUUUAUUGGAGUUCUUUCCUCUCAUAUUGUAGUGUGUAUGCUGGCAGAACUGGUGCAGUGGCGAUAGCGAGCCCCGGAGUACUACCUACCUGCCUUAUUUGAAUUGGGACCAUUACUGCCUUCCCUACUAGACCUACCUACCUACCUUAUUACCUUGCAAGCAUAUCACCCCAAUGGCCGACUAUUUCAGCGAGUAUUCUUCCUUUAUUGGAGCCAAAGGGCUCCCGUCGCCGGCCGACACACCCUACGAGACUCCUGGAUUUAUACGAUCGAAACGGUCUUCGCACGCAACUGCAGGCUCGUCACGAGAGCAGUCCUCCUCGCCUCCGCCGCUUCCUUUGGAUGCCGUGGAAGCGCAAGACAAGGCACGAGAUGGGCGAUACUCGGGCAUGGACCGCAUGGACCCGCGUCGCUUCACGCCAACACUGCAUGCUUCCUUGGUGUCGGAAAUUCUCAAUCUGCGGAGAGAGCUUGACUCCAAGAACACUCUGGUGGAGGAUCUCGAGUCGACCGUAUCAGCAACAAAUGGCGAAAAUGACAUUCUUCGGAGACAAUUGGCGGAGAGUACGCGUGACGUACGGAAAGCGAAGCAGCAGGUGCAACAGAUGGAACAAGGCACGUAUGACGCCGUUGAAGAUCUCGUGAGAGAGCGUGAUACUGCGAGGGCUCUCCUCGACGAUGCGCGAAGCAAACUGGAAAGCACGCAGAAGAAGACGCGGCAGCAGGACGAAGAUGCACAGCGAACGCAAAACAUCUGGGAGACCGACAAGGAAGCAUGGGACAGCGAGCGCAGGCAGCUCGAACGGCGGAUACAUGUGACCGAGACGCGAUUGCGUGCCGUUGUCGACGAGAUGACCAUGCAGCAGUCCUCAGCGCCCAUGUUCAGCCUGCCCGAUGACAGCACGUUCAAGGACAGCGGCAUUGGGAACGAGAGCGAUUCCGCGAGCAUCUAUUCUGCCACUCCGUCGGUGAGUCCGACGAAGCACAGGCGUAAUAUGAGCAGCUCCAGCUACAAUGCUCGCCGAACUCGUGCAUCGGUCUCCUCUAGAACCACUGCAGCCACUCCCGAUGUGUACUCCCGCCCAGGAAACACGUUGGCUGAUGAACUGGACAUUGACGAACUGGAUGAGUACGACAACGAGGGCUCUGUUAACGGCGAAGACACCGACGAUCACUCGUCGCAUUUCAAGCAUGCAAGCAUCGUCAGACAAAAUUCCGUAAUGGGAGAGCUUGAUGCGAAGUCGAGGCGUAUACUGAGCCUGACCACUGACUCGUCAGAGACGCCAGCCGCAAAAGAUCUGCCAAAGCUGCUAGCCGAUUUGCAGGACCUGCAGGAACCCACCAAGAGGAUGUACAGGGACCGCGCAACCACGCCACCGCCCACCGCCUUUGGUAUGCCAGAGCCCGCCUUGCGUGCAACUUAUGUCGAUUCUGGUUACCAGCCUUCUCCUCCAGUCUCGCCACCACGCGUUCAUGUCACACAAGCUGUAGAUGACACUGCAGCCACUGGUAACACGACUUCCGGGGACGAAAUGCGACAACAAUCUCCUGCGGCGAUAAACAUCAGUGCAACUCUGCAGCAGCCACCACAGGCACCCCAGACCAAGCCGAUUAGCCCUCCCCAAACCCCAGUAGUCGACGAUGUUACCUGGGUGCAUCACAAAGCCCAGCUCACGGUCGUACUGGAGUAUAGCACAGCGUCGACGCAAACCGAGUUGGUGGAACCUGAACGUCCGAAGGUUGGUGACACAAAGAAGCGUGAUAGUCUAUCGCCACCUUUGUUUGUGCCGUCCAUCACGAUCCAUCCACCGAACAAUCGACCAUCAUCACCAGUGCCUUACGCUCUGCCUCCGGGCACCAAGAAUGCCUUUUCUCAGGCAAGUCUGGCAUGGCCGAGCCAGGAUGCCAGCAUGCAAACAGAGGAGAUCCGGGUCGAUAAGCGUGCUGUGAAACUGCCAGCCCACCUGUUGCCUUCAGCUUUGCUGCCGAGUCCGACAUUCCAAGAGGCUACACGGCCGUUAUCGCAGUCCAAACGCAUUAGUGCAUCCAGUGUUCUGACCAAACGCGCAUCCGUCACGAGGCCUCCUGCUAUCUCGAUCCCAGUAUCGCCACCUUUGCAGUCUCCUGUUGACUCGAGCCCGGAAAUGUCCAGGAACGGAGGAGCUCGGGAUCUUCGUCACUAUCCUCUCAAAGCCUUACCUCUCCCACGACCUGUCCUUUCACCACCACUGCCUCCGAAUGAAACAUUCACUAGUAAUGGCCCUCUUAAUCGCGCUUCUCAGUAUGGCGUGAGCCAGCCGAGAGUGGACUACAUGGGCGGAUAUGAGCCCGAAUCAUCAGAAAGCGACUACGACGAUCCUGUGCAGAAUAAUGAGCCCAUGACCGACUUGAUUGGUAUGAUGCCUGCCCCAAGUCGACCGCCGUUGGGGCGAUUCGGCCUUUCGGAUCCUCCCAAAGCUGUACCAGAAGACAAGGAGAUUUCGCCGGAACGUCGUCCUGGCACAGCUGAUUCAUAUGGUGCUGCGCCUGCACCCUCUAUAUCCAGCAGUCGCGCCACUUCCCGACGCAGGCCCACCACGCAGCAGCCUUCUACCAGGUCUGGAAAAUCGCCCAUCAGUCCGAGCUUCCGCAGUAGCUUGGCCUCCAGCGGCCAUAGUACUCACCAGAAUGAGCCGAUGCCCCCGUUCCCUAUCCCAUUCAGAUCCAGUUCACGACCAAAGCCACACAGCGAAGGUUCCCAAAGUCCGACUACCCACGAUAGCUUUGGGCCACGUGCAGGCCGCGCUGGCAGAUCAGCACAUGCACGACAAGUCAGCCUUCGGAAGGUGCAGUCUGCUGCUGUUAUCAGAAACAGGGGUGCAAGAGGCUCACCCACCAAGGGCCAUCGUUCACCCACCAAAGGCCAUCGCAGACGUAGACAAUCGCCACAACUCACUCCUGUGCAGUCCAUGGCUGUCGAGAGCCCGGAGCCCACCAAGUUCCCGAUUCCAGAGCUGCCAUCGCCCGUGCGAAACAGCCUGUCAUUCAACUACGUCAAGGGGUCAGUCGAUCUACGAAGCACCACUGGCUCGUCCACCCGUGUAUCAGAGGAGAGGAGUCUUGUGGAUGCCAUCGCAGGAACCAUGGUGGGUGAAUGGAUGUGGAAGUACAUCAGAAAACGGAAGUCUUUUGGCAUCGGCGACGACUCUUCGGAGCGGCCAGUCACGGCCGAGAACGGGACCGUGAACGUGACGGCACAUGGCACGCGCCACAAGCGCUGGGUCUGGCUGUCCCCAUACGAACGUACCAUUAUGUGGGACACUAAGCAACCCACUUCCGGCCCCGCACUCCUGGGGAAGAAGGGGCGAAAGCUGGCCAUUCAAUCCGUGCUGGACGUUCAAGACCCGACGCCACUGUCUAGAAACCCUGAGUUGGCCACAGCGUGGGGGCGGUCCAUCCUGAUCUUGACGCCCGAACGUGCUCUGAAGUUCACUGCUACCACAGAAGAACGACAUAGCCUGUGGAUGACUGCCCUGACGUUCCUGGCACGCGAAGCACAAUUGCCCAACAUGAUUCCACAAAUGCCAUCCCACCGACCGCCGCCCAUUCCUCCAAUGCCUCCCGCAUAUUUGGACGGAGUGCCUAUCAAGCGACAGCGCUCACCAUCCUUUUCCAGGACGAAUGUUCGAGAUUCGAUUCGCCUCACCAAGGUGAAGCGAGCGGAACUUCACCGAGGGUCAUCCCAUCCCGAUCAGCCUUUCUCCACGGCAGACUUGCACGACGGCGCUGUUGCUGGUGCCGAGGCCGAAAGCGCCGACUUUCCCGCGGUACCGCGUCUCUACAUCUGCACAUCACGUCACCAGAGGAAUCGCAGCAACACGAAUCCCGGAUUCAGGAGUUUCUCUUCGACUGGCAUCCCGUCUUCGGCGUCGUCUGUGAUGCACUCCAAGUCAAACAACGCCUCAUCCUUCCGACCGAGCAUCUCGACCAAGAGUGGCAGCCGCCGCGAGUCCCUCGCCAGCCCGACACACCAAAACUUCUUCGAAGCGGUGGGAACGGUGCGCAUGGAAGCGUUUGUCGACCCAAACGUCCGAGACGGGGUGCUUUAUGUGCCCGCGCCGCCACCCGUCAUCGGAGGCGCACGCCGGCCCCGAAGAAGCAGUAAUCUGUCUCAGUCCACGUUCGACAAGCGGAGAGCUGGCUAUGUAUUUGACGACGACGGCAUGGAUCCCUUUGGCGGAUUCUAGAAUGGUCCGUCCUGUAUAACGAUUGAUACCCAACUCCUGAUGAAGCAGGCCGUCUUGGCUAGUUCACCAAGGCAAGCUGGUCUCAUAGCUGCGCUCCUUCCUCUUGUAUAUAAAACUCCGUUCACGAAGAUAAUGAUAUGUAUAGUCUCAUGGCAGCCUGUUGGCA